AUGUCCCAGGGGGAAGCUGUGCCUCGGCCAUCCUCCCCGUCGUCAACAGAGAGGGCAACGAACGUCAGCAGCACGUCGCCCACGUCGUGUCGGACCCGGAUGUAUGUCGAUGAUCCAGGCACUCGGCAGCCAUACCACGACCCGAGGGGCAGAGCAGCCGUGACCGAAGUCGACGCAAAACGCCAGCAGCUUCGCGGGCCCAAGAGUUCGGAUACUCACGACACUAUCGGGAAUUUUGACGGCCCUCAACGGGGGAUGGCCACGUCUGGGCCACCGCCUGCGUCUAUUUCACUAGCCUGCGCUCUUCCUGGCGAGCCGACAGCGUCUUCCUCGAUCAUGGCGAGGAGUCCGUACGGUGCGGCAGAAGGCUCGCCCUCCCGUCGGUUUGUGUAUCAGCCUUCUUCGAUCACUGCCACAUCGCAGUCCAAUCCGUCGACCACGGCUGCGACAUCACCUCCGGGUCCGCAACGGAUGUCCGUCGAUCACCCUCCUCAGCAAUCCAGCCCGCCCGCUUCUCAUCCAUACGCUAUCUCCGCACGUCAGAUUCUGACGCCUAAAUCACCGAGAGCCUCUCUUCUGGGCCGGUCGGCCUUGAGACCGCUCGAACCUCCAGCCAUUCCUGCAAGCAAUCUGGCAAGUUCUGCUGUGUCAAGGGGUUCCGUUACAGCUCCGGAAUACCACGCUCAAUCGGGCUAUAUAGCAGCUCCUUCAGCAGCUCCGACACAAUAUGCACCUCCUCCUUCUCAAGGACACCAAAGCAUCGCGCCGGCGCCAGCGCCUGUUCGAGCAUCUGCUGAUCCAGUACGACCCAGCACCAGCUACGGGUACUACCAGUCUGGGACAUACACGGAGCCGUUGCGGACGGCGGGGGUGAAGCGUGAACAUAGCGGCCAGCCAAUAUAUACGAAUAGUCCAUAUACUACUACCCCCUCUUCGCUCUCAGUCAACCGUACGUACAGCGCGCCAGCUGCUUUUGGCGAGACCAAGCACUGGGACCCGACAGGUAUCCUUAACCCAGCAACGGUGGCCAAAUCCGACGCCUUGAAGAAGCUCGCAAUCGAAGGAGGGCAGCCAGUUCUGGCCCUUAAGCCACAAGAUGGAGAGGAGAUCCUCGUCCCGGUCGAUCUACAUGGAGGGUCAAAGAUACAGGAUGAGAAGAGGCAACGCAACGCUGGGGCAUCGGCACGGUUUAGGCAGCGUAAAAAGGAAAGGGAGAAAGAUUUGGCCGAGAUGAACACGAGGAUGGCCGAGCACAUCCGGGAGCUAGAGAGCAGAUACAACGAGUUGUUGAAGCACUGCAACGAUCUGGCAGCGGACAGGGAGUUCUACCGCAAUGAACGCAAUCGCCUGCGGGAACUUGUCUUGCGAACGCCGAGCAUCAAGGAGUGGGCUGAACGGGCACCGCCCAGCCCCCCUCAGCGGCCGGCGCCGCCGCCUUACACACUGGAUAGCAGUGCUUUCUACCCUCCUACGACGUCGAGCCCCCCAUCCCCGAACUCUCACCCCCCAUCGUCCCAGACGCAGCCGGCUGUGUACCCGCAACCGACGCACCCCCGUUCAGUCUCCUACCCAGACACUUCUGUCCGCGAGCCCCCAGCCCGUCGUCGCCGGACCGACUCGGAGCCGACCCUUCCCAGUACUUCAUACGCCUCGAUGGCCCCUACUUCCGCUCUUCCCCCUUACUUGUCCGCAACCUCUACUACCUGCCCGACAACCCAAGCACUCCAUCAUUCUAUGCCUCCUCCUCCUCCCCAACCCCAGGCGCACCAGACACCCUACACCAUGUCUCCUGGCCCCUCGCCACACAUCACCCCGCCCCCGGGCCCUCCACGUCUCCCCCCUCUGCGCUUUGAACAUUCCCAGGCCCAACCUCCCGCCCAGCAAUCAGGGCCCGCACCUGCUCCUGUGCCUAGCGGUCCCCGUACGCCCUCGGCAACUCCUCCGCCAGUCGCGAGUGCCCUGCCUGCACCGCAACCGCAUCCUUAUCCACAGGCUCAAGCACAUGGACAGCAAUCUCAGAGUCAACCGAGUGGUGGAUACCAGGAGCCGUAUCAGCAAAGCUCGUCGUCGUACCAGAGUGGGCAGGGGGCCACUAGAACAAGUAGUCCGUUCCGAGCAGGAUACACGACGACCAAAGCGCCGUAUGAGACAGGUUGGGCAACGGAGCCACCGCCGGUUAGGCAUGCGCCGCCGCCGAUGCCUCCUUCGACGGGGUCAGAGUCGAAUGGGAGGUAA
Thermochaetoides thermophila DSM 1495 is the source of this 2235-nucleotide messenger RNA. RefSeq names its product putative sequence-specific DNA binding protein. Bases 1 to 2235 code for a protein of 744 amino acids. NCBI's taxonomy places the organism in Eukaryota, Fungi, Ascomycota, Sordariomycetes, Sordariales, Chaetomiaceae. Gene Ontology annotation, biological process: regulation of DNA-templated transcription. Gene Ontology annotation, molecular function: DNA-binding transcription factor activity. The transcript has a single exon. The record is from RefSeq and is a predicted model, not a curated record.